Trichoderma virens Gv29-8 is the source of this 1650-nucleotide messenger RNA. RefSeq lists its product as uncharacterized. Gene Ontology annotation, biological process: positive regulation of transcription by RNA polymerase II. NCBI's taxonomy places the organism in Eukaryota, Fungi, Ascomycota, Sordariomycetes, Hypocreales, Hypocreaceae. The record is from RefSeq and is a predicted model, not a curated record. Gene Ontology annotation, cellular component: nucleus. The coding region runs from base 1 to 1650 and encodes 549 amino acids. The transcript has 2 exons. Gene Ontology annotation, molecular function: transcription cis-regulatory region binding; zinc ion binding; DNA-binding transcription factor activity, RNA polymerase II-specific.
AUGGCCUCCCUGGCAUGUUGGACUUGUCGGCUCCGGAGGAAAAAAUGUGACCGGACUCAGCCGAUAUGCCAAAGUUGCGCCAACCUGAAUAUCAGUUGCUGCUAUAGCAAAGAACGCCCCGAAUGGAUGGAUGGAGGUGAAAAACAGACUCAUAUGGCACAGGCUAUCAAGGCCCAAGUGAAACAAGGAACCUCAACUCGUCGAGGCAACGAGGUUGCGGUUCGAGUCUUUUCACUUCAUGAUGGUCCACCGGCUGAGGCCAUACCGAGGAAACCCGAGGUAUCUGGAGACAACUCCAGUUUCCAUCAGACAAGCACUAGUUCAUCUGCUUCGGUGCAUGAAUCAACACCGGAGGAGACGGACGACUUCCUCAUCACUUUGUAUCUCGAUACCGUCUUCCCGCUUCUAUUUCCUCUGUACGAACCGGCGACAUUGUCCGGUGGCCGCAGCUGGAUACAGGCGCACCUAAAAGCCAAUAAGGCAAUCUUCCACAGUGCGAUUAGUCUUAGCGGCUAUUAUUUCACCCUUUUGCUGGCCAAAGAUGCGAGCCACACUCUCCGCAGCCCAUGCGAACAACAUCUGUGGGACACUUUGGCGAGGCACAUGGACUCUGCAAUCCAGGUCAUUAAGCAAGAUAUGGACCGCUACCAUAAGGAAAUUGGACAUUCAGAUGUCUUCGCGAAGCUCGAUAUCCUGGGAGGCGUUACGCAGUAUUUAAUGUUUGCAACAGCGAUGCCCCAGGAUGCCGAUUGGAAGAUGCAUUUGUCGGCAGCUUCGACAUUGCUAGAUGAAGUGUUUCAAUUACAUGGAAUGGAUAAUGGUGAAUAUUCUCUAGAAAAAGUUCUAGAAGCCAUGGCUAAGCCCUCAAUAUUCGACGGCAUGCAUCUAGGCUUUCAUGUAUGGAGCAAAGACCAAGCUGCCUUUCAAUUCUUCGCCUCUUUUCUUCUAUAUGUCGAUAUUAUGGCUAACAUUCAGUUGGGACGCCCCUCUCAAUUUCAGAGCCACCACAGGAAUUUGAUAGCUACUGGUACAGUGAUUAUGGCUCCGGAUGUCCACCCUCGGCGGUUUCUUGACAUGGAGUCUUAUGUUGGCUGCCACGGCUGGAUUCUCACUAUUCUCGGUGAGAUUCGCACAAUGGAAAUAGCGAAACGCUCCGCUCCAUUGCAACAAGGCAUGGCAGAAGUUGAUGUCACGGUCCAGUCAGAGUUUCUGACGACACAGCCAGAUGCUAUUAAGCUGGGUGAGCGACAAAACAGAACCCAGGCCAAGAAACCCGCCCUUAUAACGAAAGCCUGGCUACAUGCAGCCAUAAUCUAUCUGUCGGUGGUAAUUGAUGGUUGGCAGCCAGACAAUCCCUUUAUUCGCGCCAACGUGAAUUCCAUCCUUUGCAUCUUAGAUAUACUCUCACCAAGCCUUUCAAUACGCAGUCUCAUGUGGCCGAUUUGUGUUUGCGGUUUCCAAGCUGCGGAGGAGCAAGAACAUAUAUUUAGAGACUUGAUAUAUUCCUUGGGACCAUUGCAAGCUCUUGGCCCCGCGAAGCAAGCCAUACAGCUGAUGGGAAAAGUCUGGGAGCUUCGCCAUCAGUUAGAUGAGACAUGGGGAAUCCACGAUUGCUUCCAGUUACUAGGAUCCGAUAUACUUUUCAUUUAA